Solanum verrucosum is the source of this 1807-nucleotide messenger RNA. Its product is annotated as triacylglycerol lipase OBL1-like. Lineage: Eukaryota; Viridiplantae; Streptophyta; Magnoliopsida; Solanales; Solanaceae. Gene Ontology annotation, molecular function: triacylglycerol lipase activity. The record is from RefSeq and is a predicted model, not a curated record. Bases 1 to 1623 code for a protein of 540 amino acids. The transcript is spliced from 5 exons. Gene Ontology annotation, biological process: lipid metabolic process.
AUGUGUGAGCUAUUUGAGUACAAUCUUCUCAGGGGUAUGAUGUGUUCUAGUGGUGGAUCUAACGGGCUUUCACGAUAUGGUACUAGUGCUCAGGAGAACAUCAACAUGGUUACAAGUAAUGAAUCUUUCUUGAUAGUGAAACCGGAAAAUGGAGGAACACGGGACCUCGUAGGCCUCCUCCUCGGAGGCUUACGAGGAGAGAUCAAAGCUAAGUUUCUCGAAUAUUCUUGUGUUGACGAUGGUGGUGGUGAUUGUGAUGGCGGAGAAGAAGUGGAUGAUCAUAGAUGGGUAAUAUUUGUGUCCAUCUUAGUGAGGAAAAUAUUAAAGGUGUUGAAGAAACCAAUGGAAUGGAGUGGCUACUUCCUAGAGUUUUUCAUCAACCUCUUCUCUCUUAAUGGCAACUUUCUUGGUUUAUUCCACAAUAUCUUGCAUGGAAAGCUGGUGAUACCACAAAGAGGAACUGCAAAUUUCAUAAGUAUUAUUGGCCAUAUAGAUGGAAGAAUUAACUUACUAUACAACACUGAAAUAUUAACGAAGGAAAUUGCUCAAUCGGAUAGUUUCAUCAAAAAAAAUGAGCAACGAGAUAGAGCUCUCAUGGAUUUAUGUAUGAUGUCUUCAAAGUUGGCUUAUCAGAACGAAAACGUCGUUAAGGACGUUGUAAAUCAUCACUGGAAGAUGCAUUUUGUGGAUUUUUACAACUGCUGGAAUGAUUACCAGAAACAGAAUUCAACUCAAGUUUUCAUACUAUGCGAUAAAUCAAAAGAUGCAAACUUGAUUUUGAUCAGCUUCAGAGGUACUGAGCCAUUUGAUGCUGAUGAUUGGAUCACUGAUUUCGACUACUCGUGGUAUGAAGUUCCUAAAAUAGGAAAACUACAUAUGGGAUUCUUAGAAGCGUUAGGAUUAGGAAGCAGAGUAAACGUUUCCACGUUUCAUGAACAUCUUUUUGAUAAAAAUGUUGAUGUAACUAUUGCUCAUCCAGAGAGGAAGACUGCUUAUUAUACUGUUAGAAGCAAACUCAAAAGUUUACUAAAGGAACACGAGAAUGCAAGGUUUGUCGUUACAGGACAUAGCUUAGGAGGAGCGUUGGCUAUACUAUUUCCAACGAUGCUUGUUAUACAUGAGGAAAUGGAUGUCAUGAAGAGAUUAUCGCGUGUAUACACAUAUGGUCAACCUAGAGUUGGAAAUAGACAGUUAGGGAGGUUUAUGGAAGAACAUUUGGAACAUCCGGUGCCUAAGUACUUCAGAGUUGUUUAUAGCAAUGAUCUUGUUCCGAGGUUACCUUAUGAUGAUAAAACAUUUCUGUAUAAGCAUUUUGGUGUUUGUAUGUACUAUAACAGCUUAUACGUUGAGCAGGAAGUACGCGAAGAGCCAAACAUGAACUUUUUUGGGCUACGAUUCGUGUUACCAAUGUAUCUGAAUGUUGUUUGGGAGUUUAUCAGAGGCUUCUUUAUGUGUUACAUAUAUGGACCAGAGUACAAAGAGAGCUGGGAAUCAAUAUUUUUUCGGAUGGUGGGGAUGUUUCUUCCAGGGAUUUCUGCUCAUAGCCCGGUUAAUUAUGUCAACUCUGUAAGACUUGGAAGGAAGAAGUGUUCAGAUGUCAUCGUUUUGGUAAGUCUAGAUUGAAAUGAAAUGCCUUGAUCAAGUGAUUUAUGUCUCAAAAAAUAAACUCGUUAGAGCUUUUUCGUGUCUUGAAUAAAGUUUAUGGAUCAUAUUUUGGUGUUGUGAUUGUAAGAAGUGUUGGAACUAUUAUGAGUUGUUGAUGUGAAUGUAUCAAUGAGAGUACAUGUAGAAGUUUUUGUUGUUGUUG